AAGUCCCAUCACUGGCCGGCACACUGUUCGAGGAGGACCGCCCCUUUCGCGCAGAGAGGACAGGAAAUCUGAAACAUUACGCACAGAAAGAGGAAUCGGCUCGCCCCUCCCGCUGUCCUGCCUGGAGCGAGACAAACGUACUUGUUUUACCACAGAAACUUGUACGAUGACAGCGGCAUGUCUCCAGACCAGCGCUGCGCAGCCUUCGGGAAUGGCGAAGGCUAUGUCCGCACUAUUUUACGCGGCGAGCUCGUUCCUGAUAACCGUGGUGAACAAGACCGUGCUGACCAGCUACAGGUUUCCUUCUUACGCGUGUCUGGGAAUUGGACAGAUGGUAGCAACUAUUGUCAUUCUAUAUGUUGCCAAAAAGAGCAACACUGUCCAAUUUCAGGACUUGGACAGAAGUGUUUUCCAUAAGAUAUUUCCUCUUCCAUUGUUGUACACGGGGAACCACAUAACAGGCCUGGGGAGCACGAAAAAACUCAGUUUGCCGAUGUUUACAGUGUUGAGGAAGUUUACUAUAUUGAUGACGAUGGUUUUAGAAGUGUAUUUAUUAAGGAAAACCUUCUCCAAAGCGCUGGUGUACAGUGUGCUCAUUAUAGUCACUGGAGCUCUGAUUGCAGCUAGCUCAGACUUGGCUUUUGAGGUGGAGGGAUACGUCUUCAUCCUGCUCAACGAUGCUUUCACUGCUGCUUACGGCGUGUACACCAAGAAAAAACUUGGGGUGGAGGGACUUGGCAAAUAUGGUGUCCUGUUUUAUAAUGCGCUGAUAAUCAUCAUCCCCAUUACCAUCGUGUGUGCGUAUACAGGAGACUUGGACAAGGCACUCACAUUUCAAGACUGGACAAAAGUGCCAUUUCUAUUGUGUUUCAUCAUGUCAUGCAUUAUGGGGUUUGUACUAAUGUAUUCCAUAGUCCUCUGCAGUCAUUAUAACUCUGCAUUAACGACCACAGUAGUAGGAGCCAUAAAGAAUGUAGCAGUGGCCUACAUUGGGAUCUUUGUGGGAGGAGAUUAUGUGUUCUCUUGGACAAACUUUGUAGGCCUCACCAUUUGCAUGUCUGGAGGACUUUUCUACUCUUAUCUGAGCUUCAACACAACACCAGAAAGAACUAUAGAAGAAGUGAAAACUGAUGCAACAGAAAACCCUCCAGAGACACAUCCAGCCAAAGAUUAGGAGGGAUUUAUGCCACUAGGUGGUGCUAUUUUUCUCCAUACUGGAGCCACAUUAAUGUACAGUAUUAGUAUUUUUUUUAACAAGUUAUUUGUAAAUUAUUCAAAAUACUUGUUAUGUUUAAGUAAAAAAAAGGUUUACACUCUGAG
This is a messenger RNA of Periophthalmus magnuspinnatus, 1320 nucleotides long. RefSeq names its product solute carrier family 35 member D2 (gene slc35d2). The transcript has 12 exons. NCBI's taxonomy places the organism in Eukaryota, Metazoa, Chordata, Actinopteri, Gobiiformes, Gobiidae. Gene Ontology annotation, cellular component: Golgi apparatus. Gene Ontology annotation, molecular function: GDP-fucose transmembrane transporter activity; antiporter activity. The record is from RefSeq and is a predicted model, not a curated record. Bases 167 to 1174 code for a protein of 335 amino acids.